AUAUAUCCAGCCUACCAUUUGUGUGUUUGGUCUGUUCGGAAACUUGCUGUCAUUUUGCGUCUUCAUGACCCGGAAGAUGCGCGUUGUCUCCACGAAUGUGUAUCUGGCCGCGCUGGCAGCCAGCAACUUCCUGUUCCUACUUUCUCUUUCGAUUACAUGGCUAGAAAUUGUUGGCAUCAGAAUCGUACACACAGACGGGAUAUGCCAAAUGACAAUUUAUAUCACAUAUUGUUGCAGGUGA
Messenger RNA from Candidula unifasciata, 241 nucleotides. The record is from the annotation of a GenBank genome assembly. Lineage: Eukaryota; Metazoa; Mollusca; Gastropoda; Stylommatophora; Geomitridae.